Paramuricea clavata is the source of this 12969-nucleotide messenger RNA. The record is from the annotation of a GenBank genome assembly. NCBI's taxonomy places the organism in Eukaryota, Metazoa, Cnidaria, Anthozoa, Malacalcyonacea, Plexauridae.
CGCACAGAACGGGAAGGUUGAAAAACCGUGAUCACUAGUACUAGUACUACGCAGAAAGAGCUGGACAUUUCAACGAAGACCUCGCUACAUCUUGAUAAACAAGAAAAAAAGUUUUUGAAGGAAGUCGGUGGCCUCAAAUUUGCAACAAUGGACUUUUCAGACCAAUAUGUAUUGGGAGAUCUGGGAGGUACUGCAUUCAAAUUUGUGGAACAAAUUGCCUUUUUAUUUAAAUGCGUAUCAGUAAAACAUUUCCAUUAAUUCAAAUGUAAAAGCUUCACAAUUUUUUCUGCACAUGCAUGUUCUUGUGUUAUCUGGCCAGAAGAAUGUCAUUACGAUUUUGAUACUAACUUGAAAAAUUAUAUUAAUAAUGCUGUCCUGAACGCCAGGAAUUAUUAUAUUUGAAACUAUCAAAGAUAUUGGUGCUAUUGAUUUGCUAAUUUUGAAUACUUCUUGUGCAUGCUGGCGUGGGACUGAUCUUUCACACGAUAAACUGAUGCGCAUGCAUGCAUGUAUGCAUGCAGAUAGACAAGUUGUUUCGAGGCACAUUUAAUUAAAAACAAACUUCAUUUUCACAAAUUAUAUUCAUUUAUUUAGUAUUAUUUUUUAUGCACUGUGUGGUCAUAUAGUUUAAUUAUGUAUGGCAUAUACGUGCAUGCCUUUACGGUACAUGGAGUGCUUAAAACGAAUCUUAAAUAAUUUGUUAAUAAUCUUUCGAUUUUGAGUCAAAACAAGACGACACACUUCUCAGUGCAUGCAUGCUUGUUAAAAUGGACAACUCAACUAUAAAUGUAAAGGCACUAUACUUACUAGCUCUGUAAUUUAAAUGUGAAAAUAACUAUCAACAUAAUCCAUUCAUGGUAAUAAAUUUGGAUGAAGUCAGUCUGAAAAUAUUUUGUUGAUCAUCUUCAAAAUUUCACUUCACUUAUAAUCAACAACUAUAUAUAUAAACGACUGGAGAUCACGGUAGCAACUGAUAAAGUUGAGCAAUUUGGCUCAAUCUUAAUCUAUACAUUUUAAGACCAUCGAAGAGUUAACGUAAACGAAAAUUUAAAUCUGCGAUAAUUCCAACCGAAGAUUUUUACCUUGUAUGGACUGUUUUGGGGGUGUUGCUGCAUGCAUAAUACAUGCACUGGUAAGUAUACUUCCUCCUCCUCGUCUGGUUAUAACUUUGCCUAAAGAAUCAUGAUGAGACGAGUAUUUCUAAUUGAGUUUCUUUGGCAGGGACUCUAGAUCUAGUUAUGCAUGUAACCUCCUUUUAAUUGUAGGACAACGAUUCAUUGAAAAAUACCCAAGGAAGUUUCGUCUCUACAAUGCAUGUCGGGCGAUUCUUUUUUUAUUAUUUAACUACUGUUUAUUGAAGCAUUAUAUAUGUGUGUGUGUUAUAGAUAUGAAGUGUUCAUAAUUUUUGCAUUACGCGAGUGGGUGGAAGUAUUUUGGUAAUGUUCCUAAGAUGAACGCAAAGAGCGGAAAAAGAUAAUCUUAUUUUAUAUAUACAAUAUAUACACAUUAUGAUACAUGUAUACCAUUGACUGUUUGACCUACUCCAGUAGAUCAUAUUAAAGUGUUUGUGUGAUGAAUGCCAUGCAUGCAGUCAUGAAAAUAUAUGCUGAAUUAAUCUGGUAGUCAGUUUUACUGGAUGAUGUAUUGUUCUGUAUGUCAGUUUUAUGAAUAUUUGAAAGAAGGAAACUUUAUACUAUGUAAACGAAAACAUCAUUUUGAUACACCUUGUCUAUAGUCUUGAAGACGUUAGUAAAUACGAGAAGAAACAUUUCCGCAUGGUAAGAGAAAUGCAAAGCAAUUAGAGUACAUUGUGUCAUCAGUGUAGUCGGUAUGUUUACUACUUUGAUCUGCUUAAAGCACGCAACAUAAUUCUUAAAUAAAUAAAUACCAGCAACAAGCUUUCGUUGGUAAGGAUGCAACUACCUGAAAAAUACAAAGCGAAAUUCGACGUUUCGAGUGAAAGUCCUUCAUCGGGAAGUUAGUCGGGAAGAACGAAGGCCUGUUAUUAUUGGCUCUACCUACACUGGCACAUGACCAUUCGUAAAUAGAUACCCAAUGUUUGCAAGGUAUAUUAUAAACGUUUCUUUAUUAUAAAAAUAUAGGACCAGCAAUCUGUACUGAGUCAGUUAAUAUAUAACUGCAACAUUAAGGAAUAUAUAUAUAUACAGUCCUUAUAUAUAAGUAUUCAAUGGAUACCCUGUAUAGUGAAUGAUGUCCAAGUUUAAAAAGUUUAUAUGGUGCAAAAUAGUCUCUUACAUAUGCGAACUGCAAAAUAUAGGCCUAAAGCAAAGUUUAUACCCGCAAAAAUAUAUAUUAAUCUGAUUAAUGCAGUUCGUCGACCAAAAUUAUAUAAAUGUAAAUUACUAAAUAAUUAUAGAGUUUGAACAUUUUAAUUCUAUCGCAGUUCCAAUAAUAUUAACCUAAUGUUCCUAACCUGUGGUAAUUACACUAGAAACGAUGCAUUCAUGGUGCUUACAUGAAACAAACCAUGUUCAUUUGCUUUUGAAUUUUUAAUACCUCACUUGACACAGCCGCGUGCAAGUUCAGUUGAAAAGUGCAUGGUAAAUAAGUUAAAAUAUACUGUGCAUACUGUGCAUCAGCAGAAAAUUAAAGUACUUGAAUAUAGCCCAAUCAAAGUUUUCAAGACGAAAUCCAAACACCGACACUCACUCACACUCACAGACGUCAAUGUAUACUGACUCAUCUCUUCGUACACUUGGGUUUAUUGAUAUAGUUCGGUCUACUUUGGCCAACUUGUUCUCGGCGGAAGGAUUUUGCAGUUGAAACUAUUGCCAAACCGCAUUUUGUUUUCUCCUAUAGAGCUGAAAUAUGCUCCGGCCGAAAGAGGUAUUUCCUGAUAGAUAUUUCAGAUUAUAAUUGGACAAUGAACACACAAAUAUUACUCCUUACAUGUUAGAAAUUCAGUGGUGUGAGAUAGGUAGUUGACUUAAUGUAGUUAUCGGCAGUAGUUAAAGUAGCCCAGAAAACCUUCGAGGUGACAUGCAGUUGUCGAUUAUUAUAAAUUUUAAGCCAUUUAAAUGAGUUAUUGAUGCUUAAUUAAGUCAAGAGCAUCUUACCAACAUAAAUACUAUUAACACGAUUUAGCUCAACAGCAAAAUAUUAUUUUAGCAAUUAUUGUUGAAUGAGGUUGAGCAUGACAUGAAUACAUGAAUUUGUCAACUGAAACCGAAGUUUUAUUUUUCCGUUUCAUGAUCAAAGCUGAAAGUUUUAUUUUUUUUAAAUAUGUGAAAGACAUCCACGUCUGUCAGUUGAACAAUAUUCUUCAAAAUAAUGACGAAUUCGCCACUCUCUCCCAUUUGCAGGAAGUGUGUCCUCUUUUCCUUUUAAAUAUAAUGUAUAAAAGUAAUUCAGAGCCUUUCGUCAAACAUUUUGCUGUCAUUUAGUCAUUGUUAUUGUAAAUGUUUGUAAAAUUAUAACGCACUACUGACGUCAUAACUCCAUAUUUGGUCAGCUAUUGUGUUGAUAUGACGAUUUCACCUUUGACUGUUAGCAAUAAGAAAUCAUAACAUAUUAUAAUUAAGUAACUAGAAAUACAUGCAUCGAGCAACCCCUCCCCUGUAUCUCCUAACAUUAAUUAAGAUGAAGUAUUAGUAAUUCGCCACAAGUUUUUGCCAUAGCAACAACUAUUUUUUAUAUAUUUUUUUUACAAAAUAAUUUUGCAUUUUGUGAGCAUUAUACAAAUUGAUUUAAAUGUAAAAUUUGAUCUGAAACGCUACGUAAAAUGUUUUGAAAUGUUCAUUCCGGCAACUAAACUGCUUUUGCAAGAAAACUGUUUUUAAAUUCAGUAAUAAAACAAAAUAAGUUCAAAAUAUUGAGUAACUUACAUUUCAUUUUUUCGCUGAUACUAACAGGGUAAUUCAGGAAACUUACAGCUACAUUGAAAAUUAAAGGCUGAAGCCGUGCAUGUUUUACGCAAAAAAUUAAAGCAACAAAAUUCAUAUAAACAUUAAACAUUGAAGGUUUUUCCACAGUAUAAAUCAAUUAUUGAUGAACGUGAUAGGCUUUGCUAAUGUUUUCUAUCCCCGGGUGUAAAUAUAGCGGAGCGGAAUUAGUACCGUCGAGGAUGUUCAUUUAUGACGGGACCGCACAAAAUCAUUGUCAGAAAGUAUGCUUUAUUUAAUUCACUGUAAAAUAUAGCCUACAUAUUUAAUUCACUGAAUUAAUUCACUGCUUUUUUAGAUUUAUGGAAUCCCUCAAUGAACGAGUACGAUGUGUCUUCUUCCAUGGGGCCUAUAACUACUGAUGUUCAGUUCCUAAAUAUUGAUGAUUCAACAGUUGUUUUUAAGUAUCAAUCCCGGGUGCGAAAGGAGGCUAAACAAAGGUUGAAAAAUGCUGAAGUUCAAAUUUUGGUGACGUCACCAUAUGAUGUAAAGACAAUUAAAGUAUGGGUCCAACGAGAGGAGAAGGCUGCUGAUUUGUUCGUUUAUAACGUUGGUCGUGUUGAAUUUGCCGCGCGAGAUAUCGUAUUUAAAGGGACACAACUUUUGGAAAAUGGUUUUGGAACAAAGGUAUGCAAUAAUAAAUGAUAACACAACAACCUAAUGACAUAAGGCAGGCCAUUAGAAAAGUUAUGGGGGGGGGGGGACUUUUUUAACUUGUACGAAUAUUUUUUUUAAAUGUUUUACUUGUGUCGAUAAUUUUUUUAAAUGUAAUCCCUUGCACGAAGUACGAAGUUGUUUUUUAUUUCAACUUAUAAUUUUCCCUAUUGAAAAGUCGCACGAAUUUUUUUUUCAAACAUUUUGGUGCACGAAUUUUUUUUCUUUCUGUUUCCCCUGCGCGAUUUCUAUUUUUGCUUUUCCCUACCCUACCCCCCAACCCCCCCUCCCAUCACUUUUCUAAUGAUUCGCCCCUAACAAGGUUCCCGUUCGCGUGGUAUUAGGGAGCUCAGAUUGAUAGGUCCAGAUACAUAAAUGUGAUCAUGUUUAUUAAGCACAGUGUCGUGUUUUUUCUUUUAUAUAAAGUUAUUAUCAAAUACCAAACUUAUAUGUUAUUAAUCCCUGUUUUGGAGUCCAAUUUCUAUCGCAUUUACAUGUAAUUCGUUCAAUUUAAUACUUGUUAGUUUUGUUCGAUGGAAUUUGAAGCAGUUUUCUGCGCCAAGUAUAUAUGAUACAAAUCUCGUCAAAUACUUCAACAUCGUCGCACAUUACGCCUGCUGUGUUGGAUAAAACCAUUCAUGAAACGUCCAUUUCUAGUCUCAAAUGAACUGAAAAUCAGCAGCAUUAACCCACAAAUUCGAUGGGAAAUUGGAGUAUAAAACAGGCACUAUAUUUAUUAGGCUAUAAGUUCGCCGUGUUCAUGAACAUAUGCUUUCUAUAUAUACUGCAUGUGAGAUGAACUUAUCAAGAAAAAAUACAUUAGCAUUCAUAUAGUAAUUAAAAAGUUACUUCUUGGCUGCUUAUACAAAUUAAGAAGCAGAAGAUGGUUGUUUUGCACUAAAAGACAAGCAAAUCAUAGCAUAUAAGGUAACGUGUAUAUAAAGCGGCUGAAAUUCCAACGAUCCUGCUCAAAAAAUGUAUACUCAACAAUUCCAUCUGUCUUCGUGUCACAUUUUGUGACAAGUAUAUAACAGCAGGCUUAUUAUUAAAAUGCGGUUUAAAUUUUGUUCCCAACCAUUAAACGUCUUCGGAUCAUAUUUUGUAGUCGUUUUUGCUCUUCGAGGAAAAAAUUUCUACAAAAUUUCCCUGAAACUUUGGAAAACAAACGUUUUCUCCAAUAUUUUUCUCAACCCUGGUCCGCUACAUAAUGAUCCCGGCCUGGUUGAGUAUCCAAUUAGAAUGCUGGAUUUAUAAUAGACCCUCAUGGUAGGGUGUAUAUACUAACAAGUAUUCACCCCUAGGCCAAUGCUAUCUGCACGUGCCGACAUGUUUUAUUACGCAUAUAAGGAAAAUAAGUUUUAAUCCUUGGAAAAACUGAUUAUUGUUUUUCUUCACCAGUAACUGAAGAAUCAAUAGACAUGUUUAGUAUGAAUAUCGAUAACAAACUUACUAUUUUGAUAACCAUAAUAAAACCAUUUGCAAGAAAUAGAUCAACAACCAGCUUAGUGUCAUGCCAAGAUUCCAUGCAGAUAUUCAUUUCCAGGGAUACAGCUCCUUUAAAGCUGUAUAAGGCAUUUAUUUUUCCGAUUUUUUUCGACUGUACCAUGGCAUUUUUGUGGUACACGUACAUGCCUUACAUUCUUUCUCAGAUUUAAUAGCAGCCAGACACUUACAGAAACACAAAUUUUCUAGACUUUAAACGAAGCGUUCUAUACAAUACGAACCUUCUCAAUAAAUUUUAAAUAGUGUUAAUCAUUAUUUAAUUUUAUAGUUAUUACUUUACUUUCUCGGAGAGAUUAGCUAUGUAAGUAAGCUCCUCUACGGAAAUACUCUCUUUUUAAAAAAUGGUUUUAAAACGGAUCCGUAAGUUAUCUUUUUCUCUUCAAGUAUAGUGAGUUCAAGAUAUUCUCUUUGAAAACUGCAUGAUUUAAUUGGCAUGAUCAUAAACUUUCACCAACAUUUCAAGAUUACUUGAUUUCGCAAAGAUUAUAUAAUUAAUAUAAGUCUCAUCACAUUGUUUCCUCUUUUCCAAUCUACAGAGUUUAUAUGAAAUUGACCUGGAUUCAAUAUACUACGAUAAUCCGUAUGAUAAACGACCUGUUUACAAAUUGGCCAAGACAGACAUGUUAAACCGGAAUCGAUUUCAGGUUGUGAUACAAGUUGUGUUCCGGGAUAAUAGCUUGAGUAGCGAGUUCGUCAGUUCUGCCUUCUACUGCUGCACACAGCCUAAGAGCGGUACGAAAAGAAAAACGCGAUCCACCGAUGGUACGUACAAGCCAAAAUAGUUAAAAAGUAAUUACAAAAAUAAUAAUCACUGAAUUCACUGAAACUGGAAUUUCUGUUAAUGUUUGCACUCGAGAAAACAAUUUUGUCUUUAUGUUUCCCCUUCAAUGAGAUUCGAUGGAAAAUAAUUGUUAUUUCCCCAAGGAAGAAAAGUGCAAUGUUCCAAUUACAUUAAAAGUUAUGCGCAAAAUAGUUUCGUUACUCGACUGUACUCGAGUAUAAAAGUCGCAGAAUAAUUAUAUUAAUAUCAAAUAGGUAUAGUAACUAUAUAGACGUACUACAUAUGCUGUGCUGGUUUGUGUGGCCGUAGGGCGUAGGCAAAUGCAUUAUGUAUCCCGUUGUCAGUAAAUAGGAAAAAUUGUUGCCCGCUCAGGCGGGCUGCACACACAUGCAAAUGGAGAAAAUGUAACGAAAUCAUAAUAAUUUUUCAAGAAAAUGAACCCAAUAAUAAUUUUCCAAAUCUAUCAAAAGAAUACAAUUGAGAGACUGUUCUUGUUCAUGGGUUUUUUAUUGUUAAUUUUAACGAACUUAUUAAAGUGAAGAUAGAGUUCCCAGUAAACGAAAAGGAGUCUAUAUAUAGGAUGUAUAUCAAAUGAUAUAGUUCGCGAAAAAAUAUGAUUUAAAUUGAAGUGACAGCUGCUAGCUGGAAAAUAACAAUUGUGAAUGAAAGGCGGCGAUACAUGCAUGAAAUUAUUUUGUCACCAAAAUGAGAAGAAUUGGAACUAAGAUUCAGUACAUAUGAGUGAUAUGACUAUUUAGUAUUUUGGGCUGGAAAUAAUUAAGAGUUUCAAAUAAAUAAGACAAUCCAAUAUUUUUCAAUUGGUUUCACGCAGUUCUUACAACAUUUUAAUUGUCUAGUGUCAAGGCAAAAACAGCGGUGACAUGGAAAUUCAAGAAUCUCGAGUGAACUAUAUAUUAGCACAAUUGCAGCGCAUUAUUAAACAGCUGCAGCAAAAUAGUUGUGCAAUCCGAUUUUUGAUACACCCUGUAUUAUUAACCAAUGUAAUUUAAUUAUAGACGAAAAGGCAAAAGCAUCUAUAGUAUCCUAUAAUUGUUGUAAUGUUUUUAAUAUAAUCUUUAUCUAUUAUUUAUCAUGGUAUAAUUAUAGGUGGCAAGCAAUAUGGAAAAGAAUGGAAUGACCCUGAAUUUUACAGUGGGUGAUUUUCUCUAUUAUUUUCUUUACGACCACGAUUUUUCUCACUUUGUUAACUUAAAAUUAAUAGCACACUUCAUUAAAUCUUAAGUAUUUCAUUACAUCUCUGUUCACUUCACUAUAGCUUCACCAUAUAUUUUCCAAUUAAGCUAGGAAACCGUUCAUUAUACUUUACUUCAACUCUCGACUUUUUUCCUCUUGAUCAUUUCACUUAUCCCAACUUUAUUAUAAACUCAUUUCAUUUUACUUCACUUCAAUUUAUUUCACUAAAUAUUGGCAAUACAUUUUUAUUUAGUUAACUAUAUGACUAGUAUACUUGAACAACAAAUUAAUUAAUUAGAACUUUUUAAAGAAUACUGCAUGAUUCCAUGCAAACGCAAAGCAAUUACCCAUUUAUUUUCAUAUUCAAGAAAGAGAAGUGAAAUUUUGACCAAAUGCAUUCUCUUAUAGUGUGUAGUCUAUAGUUUUGAGCACCACAAAAGCAACGCUAGCUAGCUCAUAACUCCAAUAUAGAUUCAUCCAGAAUUUGCUGGUUGGCAUUGAAAGCUACAAUCUUGGCCAAAAACCUUACAACGAUCAUGGUUUUUCUCAUUUUAUAUCACUUCCUUCACCCCCCCCCCCGCAUUCAAUGUUGUUUUACGUGACUGUAAUAGCUGAAAAUCUGGCACAACAAUGUCGUUACAGUAUCAACAUUGAAUAGAGGGUGCGCCGGUGCGGGGGGAGUUCUCAUUAAAUUACAAGCACACUUGUAAAAUGUAACAAAAAUAAAUUUAGGGAAAACUAGUGCAAAUUGUUCAGUCGUUCUACGGCCAAGAUUGUAUAGUUAUUUAUAAUGUUAUAUUUAAUUAUUAUUGCCAUGCCUAUACAUAGAUGUUUUAUUUGUAUAUAUUUUAAAACGGCUAAGUCGAACAACAUUUAUUAUAGACCUGCAACUUUUAUUGCUCAUGCACAUAUUUUUUACGCUUGCAAGGCCACUUACCACAUUUUCACUAAAAUAAUAGCAAAUUUAUACUAUUCGUCAAUGAUGUAGUGCUUUCCUUGUUAUUAUAUAGAUAACAGUCAAGUAAUUGAUUAUUUCGAGGCUAAUGAGGCAGUAAUUGGUAACUUGGAGGUUAAAGGUACUCUGCAGAGUCCAAAGAUGAAGGCUGAUAUCGCAUAUCACUUUGAUGUGAAUCACUCAGAAUUCCAGAAAACGUUGACUGAGGGAGAUGUUGUCGGCCUGAACACCAACGCGGAUGGCGAAACCUCGAUAAUUGAACUGUCUUCAAAAAAUAUGCGCACCAUUAUCCAAGCAGGCGUCAUAAGUCGUUCUGCGUUCUUUGAAGGAAAUAUCCCAGCAGAGAAAGGUAGUAGAUCAAGUUCGGUUAUAGACUUGACAGCAGUUAUGCGUAAUAUAUAUAUUGUGCGUAAUAUAUAUAUAUAUAUAUAUAUAUAUAUAUAUAUAUAUAUAUAUAUAUAUAUAUAUAUAUAUAUAUAUAUAUAUAUAUAUAUAUAUAUAUAUAUAUAUGUAUAUAUAUAUGUAUAUGCUAUGUAGCUGCUUCAUUUCUUCAAAUUUCCUCAGAAUAUAUUCGUCCAGUAACAGUAAUUCUUGUAUAUUUUGAGUUGAUUUUGUAUGAAAGUAGCAAAACGAGCUCGUGUUGACAAACAAAGUCUGAGGCUCUCCACUCCUUCAGAGUUGUAAAUCCCGUUUCGCGGCGUUAUAAAGCCAUAAUACUCCAAAUUUUUUGCUACAAAUUCUUCUUAUAUGCUUCUAUCUGGCAAAAAACGCGAAAAACUACCGUCUGUAAUACAAAUCUAUACAAAAGUGGGGCCCCAGAAUCGAGUGGCGGCUGGUGACUUCCGGCUUCACUUUUGUAUACUAUAGAUGCGUUAUCGAGUCUUUUAUUUCAGAUCAGUGAUCUUGACUCUUUUACGAGUUACAGGAACAAUCGCAAUUGCUCAACCGUUAUUGAAUUUUUUAACAAGGAUCCUACUAAAAAUGUCGAUCUAUAGUGACUAUAUACCGGCCGGAAAAUAUGGUAUUUUAGCGAAUCAAAAACCGUGACGUGACGUGCAUUGUCGUGAUGCAAAUAUGUCUUUUCCCAUCUUCUCAUGCAGACAUGUUAUCUUGGGAAGCAUGCGCGAAAAAUGCAAAAUAUUAUAAGCUGUAGAAAUGAUUUUUCUCUUAUUUUCUAAUAUGACAUGUAAAACGUAUCGGAGAACAAAAAUAUAAAAAAGGUAGGGUCACGAACCUUCUUAAAGAGGGUUAAACAUGCAACAUAAUGUGGUUUAGUGUUAAUUAACACCGCGGAAAAAUGUCUGCUCAUGCGUCUACCUUACUUGUAAUAGUAUUGCGAACUUGAUGAGAAGCUGUUCCGAACGUUUCCGAAGGCUCAAAAUGGCGGUAAAAAGGAGUGACUUCAUUGUGCGUCUUUACAGCAAGAUUUCGAGCGCAAAAAUAAACAUGUCAUUCUAAAAACUAGGAAUAAAUACAGCCAGAAGGUUCAAGAAAUUGUAUUGUACAAGAACAUGAACUAAAGGUGAUUGUUGACAAAUUUAUCGUCCUGAAACAUUUUGUUUAUCAACUAAGCAACGAUAAUUUCCGAAUUUUCGUUUGAGAUACAUUUCUUUAAAAAAAUACUGUGUCGCCAAAUAUAAAAAAUUUUCGUGUUCACAAUAAUUAAACUUUAGAAUUUAUUCUACAAUUAGAGUUGGUUAAGAAGGUUAACUUUUCGAGAGUUUUCUUAACUUUUGAGUUUGAAUUUUUGUUUUGAAUAAUUUUGCAAAAAUUUUCGAAGUCGUGUCCGUUAAAAUCAACAAUUUUUUACAUGAAUUAUAUUUCAUUCCAUACUUUAAAUGCCAGGACGCUUUCAAUUAAUGUCUAGUCUACCCAUUUGCUAUAUUUUCUCGUUUGUUUUACUAAUUUUUGACCAAUUAAUUAGCAUGUUUUUGUUUUAGAAAUUGAUAUUCAAAUUCCCCGCCAUAUUUUCAUAAUUUGGUGCAUGCGCAGACGUUUUUCCGCGGUGUUGUGUUAAUUGCACAGGAGCCCUAGCUAGAGUUCUGCCAUUUUUGAAGGUAUUAUAUUUCCUGGAUCACGCCUAAUCAGUGCAAAGUAUUUUUCUUUUGGCCCUUACUCUUUCUUCAUCACUUUACAUUGCAGUUCGACAGACUACUACAUAUAUUAGCAUUAAUUUGUCAUUAGGUAUGCGCAGUAAAAGUGUGCAAUGUAAAGCUGAUGAAUCACCUUAAUUAAGAAGUUAUUUUGAAAGUCACAUCUUCCAAUAGAACUCGUUGUAAUCAACUUAAUUUCCACCUUCUAAAAGACAAGAAUCAUCAUGCUUCCCGAUUCAACAUAUUAUUAAUAAUGACUCCGUAAUUUUUUUCAGCAGUAAGCACAGAUAAAAUCUGCGUAAUGGGAAUCGUUAGAGUAAAAGUGGUUGGGAAUGUAAGGAAUGGUGAAAGGGUGUACGCAUCCACAAGCUUUCCUGGUAGAGCAGUCGCCGAAUCUCACUCGCUGCACGUUGACGACGAUAUACUAUUAGGCAUAGCGAUGGAGAGCUCCGAUGGGAAGGACCAUCAAGCUGAAACUCUUGUACGUUGUUUUGUUUCAUUCUUGUGUGGUAUAAAUGCAGGUUAUUUCUCCCAAAAGGCACACGAUCUUGAAAUACGGACUGAUGCCAACAUUGAAAAAGUCGUCCAUCAAAAAUGGAAAGGUGAGAAACAAAUUUAUGAAAAAACUGGGACUUUCCUCUCACCCUGCUGCAGCCCAACUUUAUAUUAUUUAAUACUAUCAUUGUUAACAACUGGACUUUGAUUAUUUUACUGCAUGUGGCCGACACUAACAGAUUUGCUCCAAGUCCAAGUCUUUGCCGUGAGUAAUUAUAGUUCGAAUAACAUGAGGUAGCGGCGCAAGUGAUACGAGAAAGAAAGACUUUUAUUCUGUUCAGAAGGAAAUAAUUAAUUUGUCAAUUAUGAAUAUAGAAGCAAUUUCGUUCUCGCAUCCCUUUCGCCACUACGUCAUGUUAUGGCACAUUAUGGUGGGGCCACACACAAUUGCUGGAAAGAGAGACUUCGAGCAACUCUAACCAACAACAUCAGAUUGUGUUGCCAAAGCUAUAACCUUCAUGGUAAACAAAGCUGAAUAAAUUAUUAACUACAUACCAUGCAACGGCCGGGGCAUGCUCAGGUCAAUAAAUCGGCUCGCUCUGAUUAAGUUUAUUUUCGUUUUCUAGAGUUGAAAAAGAUGGUUAUGCAUUGGUUCCUAAUUUUUAUUUUCUUUACAAUAUUGCUCUGCAUCGUUCUUUUCGCAUCCAAUUAUUUCUCGUAAAUGCAUUAUUCUAGUUGUAUAUAAUUAUAAUGUAUAAUAACGCUGCUUUUACCUAACUUUUUCACAUUUCAGUUGAGACACUACAUAUAUCUUGGUAUUUUUUAAUCUUGAUUCUUGAAUGUGUAUAGCUUAAACGUAGUGAUUACAGUAGAAUCUCGCUUAUCUCGAACAUCCCGCUAUUACGAACUUAAACCCAUUGCCCGUUGAUUUGCUCAAAAUAUUUCAAUCAUUUUUACCGGUUAUAAUUAAUAUUCUCGCUUCCUUAUAACCUUCACUGUUAUAACUAUAAUGUCGUUUCCUUUGACGGAGAUUUAUCCGGUUAUCUAUAAUGACUUAAAUAAAUUCAAUUUGCUGUUUUUAUCAGGGAAUUGUACAUGCACGUAAUAGACACGUUUUUGACGACGGGGACGCCAACUGAAAGUCAAUUGGGCGGUUAUGGAUUGCGAGUGAUGGCACCAGCAGUUUUUGUUUGAAAUAAAGAACGUCGACAGUUAGUGUAGUUUCACGCUCGUAAUUUCAAAUAAGAACGGCUGUCUCCAACACUCACCAUCUAAAACGGUUCGAUUAACUUCUGGUUGUGGCGUCCUUUUUGUCAAAAAGGUCGCUUGUUCAAGCUUCUAACUGAUUAAUUUUGCUGCGCAAACAUGAAAGGAAAACGAGCUAGAAUGCAC